Molecule: messenger RNA, 1544 nt
Organism: Nicotiana tabacum (common tobacco)
Lineage: Eukaryota; Viridiplantae; Streptophyta; Magnoliopsida; Solanales; Solanaceae
Biological process (GO): translational initiation
Cellular component (GO): eukaryotic translation initiation factor 2B complex
Molecular function (GO): guanyl-nucleotide exchange factor activity; translation initiation factor activity
Source: RefSeq, a predicted model, not a curated record
AUGUGGCACAGGUCAGCUUCCUUCAUUCUCGGAAAAAACCAAAACGACGUCGUCACAAUGCCAGAGAGCCGCCAUCUUUCUCCGCCCUCAGCCGCCGCCGCUUCAUUAUCCAUGGCCGAUACCCUACAACAAACUAACCCUAACAUUUCGGCGUACUAUCAAACGAGAGCGGCUCACAUUGGGGUUGUAACUAGUGACUGGCUAGCUCAGGCUCAGGCUGCCGUCGGUGAUCAAUCCGAAGAGACUGUAUCAGUGAACUGUUCUUCGAAGUGUGGAGAUUCGGGUAAGGGUUUCAGUGUGAUUGAUGAGUUCGAUAAUUGGCGGAAACAGCCUGAUUUGGCUGAGGCGGUGGCUGCUAUUAGAGCUUUGGCUUCGGUUAUUCGGUCCAGUGAAGCUACUACAAUGAUGGAGCUUGAGAUUGAGCUUAAAAAGGCUUCUGAUUCUCUCAAGUCAUGGGACAAAACCUCCAUCUCUUUGACAGCUGGUUGUGAUUUGUUCAUGCGCUAUGUAACAAGAACCUCAGCAUUGGAGUAUGAGGACUUUAAUUCAGCUAAGUCUCGCCUUCUUGAACGUGCAGAGAAGUUUGGGGAAAUAUCUUAUAAGGCUCGGAAGAUAAUUGCGAUGCUCAGCCAAGAUUUUAUUUUUGAUGGUUGCACCAUUUUAGUACAUGGCUUCUCCAGAGUGGUUUUAGAGAUUCUGAAAACUGCAGCUCAGAAUAGGAAGCUUUUUCGAGUUCUUUGCACUGAGGGGAGGCCAGACAGGACUGGGUUACGAUUGUCCAACGAGCUAGCCAAGCUUGAUGUUCCUGUGAAGCUCUUAAUAGAUUCUGCUGUGGCAUAUAGCAUGGAUGAAGUGGACAUGGUUUUUGUUGGGGCAGAUGGAGUGGUUGAAAGUGGAGGUGUUAUCAACAUGAUGGGAACCUACCAAAUUGCUUUGGUAGCUAAGAGCAUGAAUAAACCAGUCUAUGUGGCCGCUGAAAGUUAUAAGUUUGCUCGUCUCUAUACACUGGACCAAAAAGAUAUGGUUCCAGCUUUACGUCCAAUUGAUUUUGGGGUACCAAUUCCAUCCAAGGUGGAGGUUGAAACUUCUGCUCGUGAUUAUACACCACCUCAGUAUCUUACACUACUAUUCACAGAUUUGGGCGUUCUAACACCAUCUGUAGUAAGUGAUGAACUUAUACAGCUAUACUUAUAGCCCCAAUGAAGUCUAAUUGUGGUAGGUACAUGUCGCAACAGGUACAAUUGAGUUUUCUUUAUCCAUUUUUUGUGUACCACCUUGUAUUACCGUGCAUUUGGGGUAUUCUCUCCAUUUGAAUAUGGUAUGGAAUGUACUCCUCUGUUUGCUCAUAUAGGUUACUCUUCUCCUUUUUGGUCUUUUAGGUAUUUAAUGGAAUCAUUGGUAUGUUGUAAUUGAUGUUAAUGUAUAGUGAAUAAACCUACAGUAGUUAGAAAACUGCUCUGUGUAAGAUCGUUGAACAGUUGAGGACCGGAUGAUGAACUCAAAGCUCUAGUAUAUGAAUUUGGAGGUCUAUCGCCGUUUGAAGA